ACCUCGGAGCGUGUUGCGGGCGCUUAUGCACAGGCGGUUUUAACGGCCAGGCUCCCCCGUUACUCUCAUUAUCUCUCGCACCACCAGCACCCGUCCGGCUAGUUUGAUCGGUCCUCCUACACGUGCAGCCACGGGUAGUUCGGCGCAGUGCACCCGGCGCGACAGUGCAUCCCAACUUGUGACAACUGUGUCGUGGCCGUCCACUUCCGGCUUCCUGCUCGUCAGCAUCAGCAUCAGCGCUCUCAGUGCGUACCUGCUCGCUCUCUCGCAACGCGCAGUGCCGAGCGACCGACUGUCAAGCCGACAGCCUGCCCAGCAACAGAUUAUAUUCACAGUUCAAAGAUAUAUAGAUUUAUAUACAUAAAGAAUUAUAUAUACACACGGCAGCUGCCAGAGGGAGAGAAUUUAUCGUAUCGGUAUAUUAUAGUGCCUCGCGAUCGAGUGUGACUUGGACGUAUAUCGGGCAGAAGAGAGCCGAUAGCGAGAAGCGCGGAGCGCCGCUCUCGAGCACGUUUCUCGUCCGCGGAGCGUUUUUGUUCGUUCGUGCCUCUGUCAGUGUGUGACGACCCGAGUGUGAAAAAGCCGGCCAGUGAAAAGCCGGAAAACCGUCGGCAGCCAGCCAGCCAGCCAGCUAGCUAGCAGCACCGCAGACCGACGCGCAGCGCCGACCACUCUUGUUCGAUCGGCAAGCAUGGAGAAGUUCGGAGAGGUGCAGAAGGAGAUGGAGCGCCUGGAGAUCGAGGAGAAGAACGGCGAGGCUCUGAGCGGCGGCUCCGUCACCAGGGUCCUGGUGAGCAAUCUGCCGGCUAACGCCAGUAUCGAGGAAGUCGAGCAGCUGCUAUCGCACUCCGGCAUCGUACACCACAUCGAGAAGGCGAUGUCGCGCGACCCCAAUUCGCAAGCGUACUUCGUCACCUACACUCUUCCGGAACACGCACAGCAGGCGGUCAGCCAGAUGAACGGCUUCGAGUACGAGGGCACGCCGCUCAAGGUGGAGAUCAGCGAGAGCCGCCGGCGGGCCAGGAGCCAGCGGGGCGCCGGCCAGCAGUCCGGCGCCGGGCCCGCGGCCGGCGGCUUCUCCGGGCUGCCGGGCAGCGCGCGCCAGACCGACUUCCCGCUGCGCAUCCUCGUGCAGUCGGACAUGGUGGGCGCCAUCAUCGGCCGCCAGGGCUCCACCAUCCGCCAGAUCACCCAGCUGUCGCGCGCCCGCGUGGACGUGCACCGCAAGGACAACGUGGGCAGCCUCGAGAAGGCCAUCACGAUCUACGGCAACCCCGAGAACUGCACCAACGCCUGCAGGAAGAUCCUGGAGGUCAUGUUCCAGGAGGCCUGCAACAACAGCAAGCCCGUGCUCGAGAGCAGCAGCCCCGCCGUGACGGAGAACAACGGCGAGCAGCCGCAGCAGCGCACCGCCGACGGCCAGCCCGGCGAGAACGGCGCCGGCCAGAAGCAGCAGAUGCUCGUGGCCGGCGUCGUCGAGAUCACCCUCAAGAUCCUGGCGCACAACAACCUCAUCGGUCGCAUCAUCGGCAAGGGCGGCAACACCAUCAAGAGGAUCAUGCAGGACACCGACACCAAGAUCACCGUCAGCAGCAUCAACGACAUCAACAGCUUCAACCUCGAGCGCAUCAUCACCGUCAAGGGCACCAUCGAAAACAUGAGCAAGGCCGAGGCGCUCAUCUCCAACAAGCUGCGCCAGAGCUACGAGAACGACCUGCAGGCCAUGGCUCCGCAGAGCAUGAUGUUCCCGGGACUGCACCCCAUGGCCAUGAUGUCGACGGCGAGCAUGGGCUACAACAGUCGUGGGCCGAGCGGCCUCUACAGCGCCGGCCCCGCGCCCUAUCCCUACCAGGGCAACUUGCCGGCGCAGCAGGGCGCAUCGACGAGUGACGCCCAGGAGACGACUUUCCUGUACAUACCCAACAACAGCGUUGGGGCCAUCAUCGGUACCAAGGGCUCGCACAUCCGCAACAUUAUCAGGUUCUCCGGAGCCAGCGUCAAGAUCGCGCCCCUCGAGUCGGACAAGCCGGCCGAGCAGCAGACCGAGAGAAAAGUCACCGUCGUCGGCUCACCCGAGUCUCAGUGGAAGGCUCAGUACUUGAUCUUCGAGAAGAUGCGCGAGGAAGGCUUCGUGUCGGGCACCGAGGACGUCAGACUCACCGUGGAGAUCCUCGUGCCGUCGGCCCAGGUCGGCCGGAUAAUCGGCAAGGGCGGCCAGAACGUGAGGGAGCUGCAGCGCGUCACUGGCAGUGUGAUCAAGCUGUCGGAGCAGCAGGCGACUCCACCCUCGGCCGACGAAGAGACCACCGUCCACAUCAUCGGACCGUUCUUCUCCGUGCAGUCGGCCCAGCGCAGGAUCCGCGCAAUGGUGGUGCCGCCGGGCGGCGCCCCCGGCGUGGCGCCCGGCUCCGGAGGCCUCGCAGGCCCAGGCGCCGGACGCGCUCCCCGCGGCUCCAGCCAGGAGGCCGGGGCGCGCUCGCGGCGCGACGGCAGUGCCACCUCUCAGUCCGGCGGCUCCACGACGCCCCAACAGCAGCAGCAGCAGCAACAACAACAACAGCAGCAGCAGCAGCAGCAGCAGCAGCAGUCGAGCCACUCGUCGCCCUCGUCUCAGCCGUCCCAAGGUCAGCAGCAGCCGCAACAGCAGUCACAGCAGCAGCCACAGCAGCAGCCACAGCAGCAGCAGCAGCAUCAACAGCAGCAGCCGCAGCCGCAGCCGCAGCAGAGCCAGUAAGCUCCGCGGUCAGCGCCGCCCUUGCCGCGACCCGACAUCCACCGGCCGGCGACCAGCCAACCUGUAACAGAUAGACUAUAUACUGUACGCGCAAUCCAUUGUUUGACGCGCGAACAUUCAAGCCACUUUCAAGCGUUCAUAUUUUACUCAACUGCUACGAUUGAAGAAGCAUCAUCCGUCGUCCCACACCCGCCGAAAACGCGCGCGCGUUCUGGCCGAGGUGACUAGAUGAUGAGAAAAAGCAAUGUUCGCCAACUUCUGAGUUUUAUGUAUGUUGAUGAUGAUGAUGCUGAUGAUAAAGGGGCGAAGAUUCACACAACCUUAUUACCUCAUUCAUUACGGUUAAAGUUUUUAAUAAAGUUAAUGAAGCAUAGAUAAAGAAAUAGAGACACAUUGACAUUAAACAAGUCUACCUAAUAUUAUAAAGUUAUUAUAGAGAGAAAACGUUAAGUUACAGUUAAAACUUUUUUACGUUUAUUAAACAAAUCUGUUACAAAAAUGCUGCUACUAAUAGGAUGCUGUGCUGUGCUAUUACCGUUGUUAUUGCUACAAUACAAGUGGAAAGAUAAAGAAAAAGAUUAUGAAUAUUAUUAUUUCAAUCGGGAUGCACCACCUCAAUACACAAUCAAUCGGACAUGCAAGACCGAUUAUUGUUUAUUGAAGAUUGAUUGAAGAAAAGUCCGUUGUCGACGGAUAGAUACAAAAAUGAAAAGAAAAUGAAAACUACAAUUUUAAAAGCUGCCAACCAAUCGCCACCAUCAGUUUAAGCACACAUUCAAUAAGUAAAUGAUACAUGUUCAUGCGAAUCCAGAGGAUAAUUCAAGAUGUGAAAUUUGAAGAGCACCACUUCGGUUCGUUUUGAUAUCAACAACCGUGAGGAAACAAGCGCAUAAAAAUGAAGAAAACAAGAAUAAAAAGCAAGCAACCGCAUGCCACGUUUUUCCAAAAUACUCCGCAUAUAUACGCCGCAGAAGGACGAUCAUCACGAAGCGUGGAAGAAUAGCUAUAUAAAGUGAUAUUCGCCACGCGAGAACAAGUUUCGGGGAAGAGAGGGCCAGCAGAAGGACGAGGCUCCGGCGACGACGACGUGAAGACUAUUCGGCAGCGCCGAAAUAUUUCACGCCGUAAUACCAAAGAAGCGGUUUCAGUUUUUUUUCGUAUUAGUGAAGUUCCUUGCGAUAAAACUCGACUGAGAUAUCGCGGAAGUGGAUGUAAACGAAUGUAAACGAGUAGUUAAACGAGAGCACGGAACGUUCGAGAAAGUCCAGUUUCCGCAUAGAUGUGCGCACUCGGCCCUCGAGACUGCGACUCGCGCGGCCGAGCGAGAGUGAGACUUGACUGAGAGAAAGAGAGAGAGAAAGCGAGAGAGAGAGAGAGCGAGAGAGAGAGAGCGAGAGAGAGAGAGAGAGAGAGAGAGAAAGAGAGAGAAAGAGAGAGAAAGAGAUAGGUAGAUAGAGAUGGAGAUGGAUUCGACUGUAGAUUUAUAUCGAGUUGACUCGCUGACUUUAUACAAUUUGUCGGCGAUCUCAACCUUACCAUGAAUGUAACAAUGUGUGAAUGUGCGAGUGUUGCAGGUUAUUAUUACUUAUUGAUAAGAGUAAUUGAUUACCGAUUAAAGUUGGCGCCAUACAAGCGUUCGAAUUUCAAACAAGAAUCAUAAAAAUGGGCAUCAAAACGUAGACCUCGAUGAAACUUAGUUUUGUAAGAACUGUACCUUAUUUACGAUCAUUAA
Molecule: messenger RNA, 4466 nt
Organism: Phymastichus coffea
Lineage: Eukaryota; Metazoa; Arthropoda; Insecta; Hymenoptera; Eulophidae
Gene: Imp
Product: insulin-like growth factor 2 mRNA-binding protein 2
Exons: 6
Coding region: 692-2734 (680 amino acids)
Biological process (GO): regulation of gene expression; nervous system development
Cellular component (GO): cytosol; cytoplasm; nucleus
Molecular function (GO): mRNA 3'-UTR binding
Source: RefSeq, a predicted model, not a curated record